Molecule: messenger RNA, 2866 nt
Organism: Stegastes partitus (bicolor damselfish)
Lineage: Eukaryota; Metazoa; Chordata; Actinopteri; Pomacentridae
Product: glutamate receptor 3
Exons: 16
Coding region: 1-2649 (882 amino acids)
Biological process (GO): monoatomic ion transport
Cellular component (GO): membrane
Molecular function (GO): signaling receptor activity; ligand-gated monoatomic ion channel activity
Source: RefSeq, a predicted model, not a curated record
AUGGCACAACGCGUGGUUUUCUUCCUCCUGUGGCUCUUUGACCGCUCAUUCGCAGGAUUUCCCAAUCAGAUUAAUAUCGGGGGACUGUUCAUGCGUUCCACGGUGCAGGAGCACAGCGCGUUCAGGUUCGCUGUCCAACUCUACAACACCAACCAAAACACCACUGAAAAGCCUUUCCACCUCAACUACAAUGUCGACAACCUCGAGUCGUCCAACAGCUUCUCGGUCACCCAUGCAUUUUGCUCUCAGUUCUCCCGCGGGGUGUACGCCAUCUUCGGAUUCUACGACAAGAAGUCCAUGAACACCUUGACCUCGUUCUGCGGCGCUCUGCACACCUCCUUUGUCACACCCAGUUACCCCACCGAUAAUGAGGUGCAGUUUGUCAUCCAGAUGCGGCCCGCCCUCCGGGGUGCUGUCCUCAGCCUGCUCUCCCACUACAAAUGGCAGAAGUUUGUCUACCUCUACGACACAGACCGAGGUUUCUCUAUACUGCAGGCCAUUAUGGAGGCAGCAGUGGCUAACAACUGGCAGGUGACCGCUCGCUCUGUUAGCAGCACAACAGACGCCGCAGAGUUCAAGCGCAUCAUUGAGGAGAUGGACAGGAGGCAGGAGAAGCGCUACGUGAUUGACUGCGAGGUGGACAGGAUCAACACGAUAUUAGAACAGGUUGUGACCCUGGGGAAGAACAGCCGUGGUUACCACUACAUUCUGGCCAAUCUGGGAUUUUCUAAUGUGAGCCUGGACAAAGUCUUCGCUGGGGGAGCCAACAUUUCAGGGUUUCAGAUAGUCAACCCUGAGAACCCGAUUGUGCAGCAGUUUAUGCAGCGCUGGGAGCGACUAGAUGAAAGAGAAUUCCCAGAAGCCCGAAACACUCCUCUGAAGUACACUUCAGCUCUGACCCAUGACGCCAUCCUGGUGAUCGCAGAGGCCUUCAGGUACCUGCGGCGCCAACGUGUGGAUGUCUCUCGCCGAGGCAGCGCUGGAGACUGUCUAGCCAAUCCAGCCGUACCUUGGAGCCAAGGCAUCGACAUCGAGAGAGCUCUCAAAACGGUCCAAGUGCAGGGUAUGACUGGGAACAUCCAGUUUGACAACUACGGCCGCAGGACCAAUUACACCAUAGAUGUUUAUGAGAUGAAAACAGGUGGGCCGAGGAAGAUUGGGUACUGGAACGAGUACUCGCGCUUUGUAAAUAUUAUGGACCCGCAGGUCUCCAACGACUCCUCAGUGGAAAACCGAACGAUUGUGGUCACUACUAUUAUGGAAGCUCCUUAUGUGAUGUACAAGAAAAAUUAUAUGCAUCUGGAGGGGAAUGACAGAUAUGAAGGCUACUGCGUCGAUUUAGCAUCUGAGAUUGCCAAACAUGUUGGAAUUAAGUACAAACUGUCUAUAGUAAUGGAUGGAAAGUACGGAGCCCGAGACCCUGAGACCAAGACGUGGAACGGGAUGGUGGGUGAACUGGUCUAUGGGAGAGCAGAUAUAGCCGUUGCACCUCUCACCAUUACUCUGGUUCGAGAGGAGGUGAUAGACUUUUCCAAGCCGUUUAUGAGCUUGGGCAUCUCCAUUAUGAUAAAGAAGCCGCAAAAGUCCAAGCCCGGUGUUUUCUCCUUCCUGGACCCGCUGGCCUAUGAAAUCUGGAUGUGUAUAGUGUUUGCCUAUAUUGGGGUGAGCGUGGUACUGUUCCUGGUCAGUCGGUUCAGUCCUUAUGAGUGGAACCUCGAGGAACAGGAUGAGACCAAAGACCCUCAGACUCCCCCUGAUCCUCCCAAUGACUUUGGCAUCUUCAAUUCCCUCUGGUUCUCUCUGGGCGCCUUCAUGCAGCAGGGCUGUGACAUCUCCCCCAGGUCUUUGUCAGGCCGAAUCGUCGGUGGUGUGUGGUGGUUCUUCACCCUCAUCAUCAUCUCGUCCUACACAGCCAACCUGGCUGCCUUCCUGACUGUGGAAAGAAUGGUCUCUCCAAUAGAAAGUGCUGAAGAUCUGGCCAAGCAGACAGAGAUAGCAUACGGCACUCUGGACUCAGGCUCCACAAAAGAGUUUUUUAGGCGAUCCAAAAUAGCAGUGUAUGAGAAGAUGUGGUCAUACAUGAAAUCUGCUGAACCCUCAGUGUUUGUUAAGACCACGCCCGAUGGCGUAGCCCGGGUACGAAAGUCAAAGGGCAAGUUCGCCUUUCUCCUCGAGUCCACCAUGAACGAGUACAUCGAGCAGCGGAAGCCGUGCGACACCAUGAAAGUGGGAGGCAACCUCGACUCGAAAGGAUACGGUGUGGCGACGCCCAAAGGCUCAGCAUUAAGAAAUGCUGUUAACCUGGCAGUUUUAAAACUGAAUGAGCAAGGCCUCUUGGACAAAUUGAAAAACAAAUGGUGGUACGACAAGGGAGAGUGCGGCAGCGGGGGAGGUGACUCCAAGGACAAGACAAGUGCUCUCAGCCUAAGCAAUGUGGCUGGUGUCUUCUAUAUUCUGGUUGGAGGGCUGGGGCUGGCCAUGAUGGUGGCCCUGAUAGAGUUCUGUUAUAAAUCACGACAAGAAACCAAACGGCUGAAAUUGGCCAAGAAUGCCCAGAAUUUUAAGCCGGCUCCCCCAACCAACACCCAGAACUUUGCCACAUACAGAGAAGGCUACAACGUAUACGGAACCGAGAGCGUUAAGAUCUAAAGGUUUAGGAAACAUUUCCAUUGUCCCUUACAACUGUGACUAAACAUCUAUGAAAGGCACAGGAUCACGGGGAUUGAGCUUCAAGCCAAAUCCCCUCGGGCGGACACAGCACGAUAAUCUGCAAUGACGACACGACUGGACUGGUCAUGGGAAGAGCCGACGUGGUUCCCUCCUCUCAGUGCCUUAUGGAACUCUGAGUCCAAUCAAUGCAACUCAU